AUGGCAGGUAUAUGUCGACCAACCCUACAAAAUCAAUCGGAGACAUCAACUAACGGAUUCCAGACAGGGAACUUUUCUGAGUUGAUUGAUGGAUCGUUUCCUCAGUUCAGCGAGUGUUUCCAGCAGACCCUGUUGGUAUGGAUACCAUGUGGAAUAUUGUUGCUACUGUUUCCGUUCUACUUAUUUUACCUACACCGGGAAUUCAGUGGCAAACUCCCUGUCACCAAUCCAUGCUGCUGCUUCCACGUGGCAAAAUUGCUAGUGAAUGCACUCUUGAUAUGUGUGGUACUAACUGAGCUCGUCUACCAGGCCCAAAUCUCCGAGGAGUUUCCGAUCGCCAUUUCCAUUGCCUGUAUCCUUAAAAUACUCUCAUUUAUGAUUUCCGGCCUGCUGACCCACCUUCUCAGGAUCAAAGGUGUCCACACAUCAGGCCUUCUGUUUCUCUUCUGGCUGCUGAUGGCCAUGGCUGGAAUUAUACCAACAUACACCAAGUUAAUCAAUGAGGAGUAUAACACCAACCUUUCUAUCUUCACCAUCUUCUUCUGUUACUACGCCCUGGUUUUACUUCAGCUUCUACUUCAUUGCUUCGCUGAGCACAAGUUAUUCAUAUUGGAUGACGAAGAAAAGGAACCAUGUCCAGAGGGGAGUGUGUCUAUCCUGAAUCAGUUCUACUUCUGGUGGAUGAAUGGGUUGAUAAUCAAGGCGUUUAAGAGGCCCUUGGAAACGGAUGAUCUAUGGACCCUGAAUCCCUGGGACAAAAGUCAAAUUCUGUCCCCAAAUCUGGAGAAAGCUUGGCGAAAGGAAGUGAGCAAGUCUCAAAACAAUGAUAGAUCUGUGUCACUGUCUGGCUCCAGUAACAGUACCAGUAGUCAGUUCAACAAUCCUUUCUUCGCUGCCACGGUUACAGAGAAGACACCACUUCUGGUCGAGUCAGACAGAGAGAAAUUUCCAGAGUAUAAAGAAGAGCCGAAGAAGGAAGAUAAACCUUCACCUUCUCUUUUCAAAGCAUUGUUGAAGACUUUUGGACCUACAUACUGCUGUGCAAUCAUUUUUAAAUCUGUUUCUGAUGUUCUGCAGUUUUUAAACCCUGUACUUCUACAAUUCAUCAUAAAUUAUGCCGACAACCGUGACAGUCUUCCUCAGUGGAGGGGAUAUAUCCCUGCCAUUCUCAUGUUAUUUGUGGCCCUAGUCCAGUCCGUCUUUUACCACCAAAACUUAAAACUUGGCAUGACUGUUGGCAUGAGGAUACGUAGCGCUCUUAUAUCAGCAAUCUACAACAAGGCAAUGACCAUGAGCAGUGAAAUGCAAAAAGGUACAACAUUGGGAGAAACAGUGAACCUCAUGUCUAUUGACUGCCAGCGUAUUCAGGACACAUUCAACUACCUGUGGUCACUGUUCACCGUACCACUUCAGAUCACCAUUGGAAUCUACCUACUUUGGACGUAUGUGGAACUCGGCCCCUCCUGUUUGGCAGGACUGGCUGUUCUAAUGCUCAUGGUUCCUCUCAACUCAUUUGUGGCUGUAAAACAGAAGAAGUUACAAGGCCUUGUCCUGAAGAAUAAAGGUCGACGAAUUAAAUUAUUCAGCGAGAUUCUCAACGGCAUAAAGGUUCUUAAGAUGUAUGCCUGGGAACCUUCCUUCACAGAGAAAGUGUUGGAGAUCCGACAGGAAGAGUUAAAGCGGUUAAAGCAAAUUGCCUACCUUCAGGGCUUCACAACAUUCUGCUUCCUACUGGCACCUUUUGUGGUGAUGCUGGCAACAUUUGCAACAUAUGUUGUGACUUCUGAAACACACACUUUGAGGUCUGAGCAAGCUUUUGUUGCCUUGGCGCUCUUCAACAUCCUGAGGGUACCAGUUAAUCUGUUGUCUCAGCUCAUCUCCUACGGUGUCCAGGCGAUGGUGUCCAUCAAAAGGAUUAGAAAUUACCUCAGUGGGAGUGAUCUUGACCCCAACAAUGUACACUUUACUGACCAUAAUGAUUAUGCAUUAGAAGUAAAUCAUGGUACAUUUAUAUGGGACAAAGAAAUGCCACAGCCUACACUUAAAGAUAUUAACUUCCACAUCCCAGAUGGACAGUUGGUGGCAGUGGUGGGACAAGUUGGAGCUGGAAAAUCUUCUUUAAUAUCAUCUCUACUGGGUGAUCUCACCAAGAUGCAGGGCAAUGUAACAGUCAAGGGUAAGGUGGCCUACGUGCCUCAGGAAGCAUGGAUCCAGAAUGCAACACUAAUGAACAACAUCCUGUUUGGUAAACAACUACUGGCAAAGAAGUAUAAAAAGGUGAUAGAAUCGUGUGGACUGGGACCAGACCUGGAGAUGUUACCUGGAGGUGACCAGAUAGAAAUAGGUGAAAAGGGUAUCAACAUAAGUGGAGGUCAGAAACAGCGGAUCAGUCUGGCACGGGCCGUGUACAGUAACUCUAAUGUCUAUCUCAUGGACGACCCGCUCAGUGCUGUCGAUGCUCACGUUGGCAAACAUAUAUUCAACAAAGUGAUAGGACCAAAGGGUCUGCUCAAAAACAAGACCCGAGUUUUGGUGACACAUGGUAUCCAUUGGUUACCAAUGGUGGACAAUAUUUUAGUCAUGGUGAACGGCAGGAUUUCUGAAUCUGGAUCAUAUGAAGAUCUUAUCUCUCAUAAUGGACCAUUUGCUCAGUUCCUCAAGGAAUACUUUUUAGAAGAUGAGGAGGAAGACACAAAAAUUGACCCGGAGUUGAGAGCCAUAAAAGACCAGAUAUUCGAACAAGUGGAGAGUGUGACAUCUGAAGGUCUGACCUCUGAUGACCAGCGGAGUCUUCCUCUCAGCCUGAGACGUGCCAGUGUAAGUCGCAGAGGAAGUCGACUUCUCAAACGGAAGGAGGAGGUUCGCAAACCUUUAGUGAAUACAAAACAACAGCUUACGCAACAGGAGACUGCUAAAGUGGGCGGGGUUAAGCUGGAUGUGUUCUCGUCCUAUUUUGGGGCAGCUGGAUGGUGGGCGGUCGCUAUAAUCUUGAUCCUGUUCUCAGGCUUCCAUACUAGCAGCAUCUUCUCUAACUUUUGGCUGACAUUCUGGACAGAGGACAAAUUACUGCUGAAUGUCUCCCUGGUGGACACCCUGGAGUAUCGAGAUCGGUCGUAUGACUACCUCCUGGUGUAUGGUUUACUAGGAGUCAUACAAGCUGUGCUGGUUUUGAUAUAUGGGCUGAUGCUGGCUGUGAGAAUGGUGGUAGCUGCUGGUAAACUCCACAAGAAAAUGCUUUUUACCAUCAUGCGAUGUCCCAUGACUUUCUUUGACACGACACCUGCUGGUAGGAUCAUCAACCGAUUCUCCAGCGAUGUCGAUAUCAUGGAUAACAACCUACCAAUCACGUGUCGUAUCUCGCUGAAUACUUUCUUCCUGUCGCUCAGCACUAUCAUUGUAAUCAGCGUCAACACUCCAAUCUUUCUCACCAUCAUAGUACCUGUGGCUAUUCUUUAUUUCAUCAUCCUGAAAUUCUACAUUCCCACCUCACGGCAGCUGAAAAGGCUGGAAUCCAUGACCAGGUCACCUGUUUAUAAUCACUUCAGUGAGAGUGUUUCUGGAGCCAGUGUAAUCCGAGCGUACCGAGCUCAAGAACGCUUCAUCAAGGAGUCCAUGGACCGAGUCGACAAUAAUCUUGUCUUCUACUAUGGUUACUUUGUAUCUUCAAGAUGGCUGGGAGUACGUUUAGAACUCUUGGGAAAUUUACUCAUUCUGGCUGCUUCUCUAUUUGGCAUUUUCACUGCUGGACAGUCAGGAGCAAUUGUUGGUCUGUCAAUAUCUUACGCUUUACAGGCGACAAGUGUGCUGAAUGUUUUAGUGGUGAACAUAAGUGACCUACAGAGUAACACGGUGUCAGUGGAGAGGAUAAAGGAGUACUCGGAGGUUGGAUCAGAGGCGGAAUGGUAUGGCAAAAGUCCUCCACACCCUGAAUGGCCACGUCAAGGGGAGAUAAUAUUUCAGGACUAUAAGAUGAGAUAUAGACAUGACCUUGACCUGGUUCUCAAGGGCGUUACAGCACAUAUUCAUCAUGGAGAGAAGAUUGGUAUCGUUGGAAGGACAGGGGCUGGCAAGUCCUCGUUGACACUGUCACUGUUCCGUCUGAUAGAGGGUGCAGAGGGAAGCAUCAAAAUUGAUGGUAUCAGGAUAGCCAGCAUUGGUUUACAUAACUUACGUGCCAAACUCACCAUUCUGCCACAGGACCCUGUGUUGUUCUCUGGGACAUUGCGGAUGAACCUGGACCCAUUUGACAAAUACACUGAUGACCAAUUAUGGAAUGCAUUACAACAGGCUCAUCUGAGCGAGUUUAUCAAAACAUUACCAGGGUUACUGAGUUACCAGUGUGGAGAAGGGGGUCAAAACUUCAGUGUAGGACAGCGACAGUUGGUGUGUUUGGCAAGGACAUUACUGAAGAAGACAAAUGUGCUGAUACUGGAUGAGGCAACAGCUGCUGUCGACAUGCAGACAGAUGCCCUUAUACAGGAGACCAUACACACAGAGUUCAGUGAUUGUACCGUCCUUUCUAUCGCCCACCGUCUAAACACUGUGCUUGAUUAUGACAGAGUGAUGGUUCUAAGUAAUGGACAGAUUGCUGAGUUUGACUCCCCAGCAGUUCUGUUGAGUAAUCAAGACUCCAUGUUCUAUGGGAUGGCUGUUGAUGCAGGACUUGUCAAUAGCUACCAAAAUGGUGGAAAGAACGGAUCCUGA
Ylistrum balloti is the source of this 4704-nucleotide messenger RNA. Its product is annotated as multidrug resistance-associated protein 1-like. Bases 1 to 4704 code for a protein of 1567 amino acids. NCBI's taxonomy places the organism in Eukaryota, Metazoa, Mollusca, Bivalvia, Pectinida, Pectinidae. Gene Ontology annotation, cellular component: membrane. The record is from RefSeq and is a predicted model, not a curated record. The transcript is spliced from 30 exons. Gene Ontology annotation, biological process: transmembrane transport. Gene Ontology annotation, molecular function: ABC-type transporter activity; ATP binding; ATP hydrolysis activity.